AUGGCUCUCAACAAAGACGACCAUGAGUCAGUAGCCGAUCUUGAUUCCAAUGCCUCUACCAUCUACACACCCCCUGCUACCAUCCACACACCUCCAUCUACCAUCAUCGGCGAUGGUAACCGCGAGGACCAAGGCGAUCAAUGCUCUCACCACUCAAGCUCAGUCCCACGGCCUAAUUACACCUACCUGAUCCGCGCCUCCUCGUCUGGGAGACUCCUGACUUUAGACUCUGGGCGCGUUAUCUUAGCCAAACCAGGCGAUAACCGUGGCUCUAGCAUCCACUGGAAAUGCACCGAGACCAAUGGAUGGCUCCAUUUUCAGAAUGCCGCUUCCGGUUGCUUUAUCGGCCAUAAUUUCUGGGGCAAUAUACUUUGCACUGUAUAUUGGGCCAAAGAAUGGGAGAGAUUCAGUGUAAAGCCUACACCAGACGGUGGAUAUUAUUUGAUGAUGCCGCAUUGGUCGAGGCUAUGGAAAGUUGGGAUGAGGGGGGAUUAUCUAGCAAAGCUUGGGGAGGGGGAAUCUGGAGACUCCGUGAAUACUGGAGAGGGGGAGGGACAGAUAAUUGUCUGGGAGUUUAUUGAGGUUUAG
Messenger RNA from Botrytis porri, 588 nucleotides. RefSeq lists its product as uncharacterized. NCBI's taxonomy places the organism in Eukaryota, Fungi, Ascomycota, Leotiomycetes, Helotiales, Sclerotiniaceae. The transcript is spliced from 2 exons. The record is from RefSeq and is a predicted model, not a curated record. Bases 1 to 588 code for a protein of 195 amino acids.